Antechinus flavipes (yellow-footed antechinus) is the source of this 4515-nucleotide messenger RNA. It is a transcript of the gene PRRT3, whose product is annotated as proline rich transmembrane protein 3. Bases 548 to 4150 code for a protein of 1200 amino acids. The record is from RefSeq and is a predicted model, not a curated record. The transcript has 5 exons. Lineage: Eukaryota; Metazoa; Chordata; Mammalia; Dasyuromorphia; Dasyuridae.
GGAGUCACCUGGGCAGGCCCCUCUUCUCCGGAUGCUGGAGGCACCGGACUUCGGAGAGCGCCGAGGGAAAGAGGCUGUAUCUGUUAGGGCUGAAGCCGCGGACCUCUCCCCAGGAUGGCUGGCCCCUUCUCUAGCCGACAGGCUCUCCUGCAAAGGAUGCUGGGUUGGGGAGGCUCCCAGAGCUGCUGAGAACUGCAAAGAUUUUCUGGAAUCUCUGAAUCCCUCCUAAUCCACCACAUGGAAACAUUAUAGGAUUAAGGUGCCUGGUUAGGCAGAAGGCGGAGCUCUGGUGGAACCGGAGGGAGGCUCUCCCAGGGAAGGGCCGAGAGGACUCUGACAGCCACAGAGCCUGUGGAGGCAGAGCAGGGGACAGGGUGAAGGUGAGGACUGCCGCUGACGUCAUUGAUCCUUCACCUACCUGCGGCUGCAGGACCCCACCCCGGGGUGGGGUGCCUGAAUCAGAAGCCUGCUUCCACUUCUGGCCACAGGUUUGUCAAGGGAAAAGUGAAGGCAGAGGAAGGCAAGCCCUGGAGAGCUGGCAUUGACCAUGGCCCCCUAUGCUCCCAUUUCCCACUGGAGCCUCCUCCUUACAGCGAUACUCCUCACUUGCAUAGUGCAGGCUGGGCAGCUUCCUGGACAGCCAGAAAGCUCAAGACAAAGCCUUGACAAACACCCUACUCAGGAAUCUCAGCGGGACUACGGGGAAUCCCCUGGAACCAGGACCCAGAACCAUAACUCUCAGGACCAAUCCUGGUUAAAUCAUGGAGAUAGAAGUGAGCUUGGCUUAGACCUAAGAGACUGGCUCAGACCCACUCUGCCUCCUUGGCUCAGGGUUCCUGUGGGGCCAGGAGAAACUGAGAGGCCCAGAAAGUCUCCAAAUAGCCCCAUUCUGCCCCUACCCACCUCUCCUCCUCUGAGCCUGGCAGCCAGUCUGGAGACCCCUUCUGCUCAGGAUAGUGUCACUGGAGCUGUGUGGAUGGACUCUCCUCCUAGGCAAGAAGGAUACAGUUUGGUAGAUAACUUAGUCACAGGAGAUGAAGGGGAAAGGGAUGUGGGGGUCAAAUUAUGGGUUUCAAAAGAACCCAUUUUCAAAGACACGAGGGGUCCUCUGAAAACAGAGCAGCCUCCAGGACAAAUGGCUCCAAUCUCCCUUGCAGCUUCGUCCCCUGAGGAGUCUCCAGCUUCUCAUCUCUUCCCCACCCUUGCUCUAGAUCACAAAACACAAAGACCCCAUCCAAAGGGUCUUCAGGAGAAGAUAGAGGUCUUGUCUAAAGGUAUGACAGGCCCUACUCCCAAAGAGAUUCCUAGGGAGGACUUCGACUGGAAGGUAGUCAGCAGGGAUGAUGAUCUUAGUCUUCAAGGGCCAUUGACUGGCCAAGCCCCAUCUCUUUCAUGGGUGCCUUCCGUGACAACUGAUCAUGAGCACCAGCCACUAAGUAACAGUCCUGUGAUUCCAGAGGUAGGAGGAGAGCUGAUUAUGCAGACAGACUUUGUCACUCUCAGGACCAUGAACAGUUAUGUCCCCUUCCCAAAAGACCAUGCCCUAAGCCCCACGGUGGGUGCUGGAGAGGAAAUGACAGAGAAAGUACAAAGUUGGAGUGAGGUCACCCCUGGAGAAAGAAAGCAGGACACCCCCAAACCAGGGGUAGGAAGGAGCUGGAGCGAAGAAUCCCAGGCCCCCCAGCUUAUCACUCAGAAGAGUUUUGUGUCUUCUGUCCUAAGACCUGAUCGGACAUCCUCUGCUACAGCUGCUUCUUCUCAGGGUUCCAGGUCUCUGCCCAUCUGGAUUUCAGAAAAUCACCUUCCCUCAGUUCUGGCCGAAGAGCCUGACCUCAGGACUGGAAGCUGGAGUGCCCAUUUUGCCCAUCAAAUCAGCACCCAAAAAGCUCCACUCAGCCCCCAGACUGAAGACUCUGACAUCGAGGGGUCCACUCCCUCCACUACACUUCUUCCCAGCUCCAAGUCACCAUCACCUUCCCCUGCCUUCAACACUACAGCUCCACUGUCUCCUGGGCAACAGCCUGGGCCAGAGACAGUACUCUUGGAAGAAACUGAACUAAUUUCCCCUCAGAGAGUAAGAGGAGCUGUGGAAUCUCCAAAUUCCCUUAAUUCCACCAUUCCAAGCACCCCUGUAACUGGGAAGAUGCCCAAUGCCACAAAGAGCCUCCCAGCAGCCGGUCUACCAGGUGCAGGGGAAAGACCGCCUGUGGAGCGACCUCCUCAGAGCCACCCUCCGGCGCCUCCAGCUUCCUCCGGGCCACCCCUCAUCACUUCCCGCAGGGGGCUCAUCCGCGUCACCACCCAGAGAGCCCUGGGGCAGCCGAACCCUCCGGAGCCGUCCCCGAGCCCCGCGGCCUCGGAGCCUCCGGCGGAUUCCACCUGCGGCCCGAGGGCGUGCGGCCCCCAGGCCAACGGGACGAGCUCCCCCCCACUGCGCUGGGGGCCUCUGCGGCACACCCUGAGCUUCGCCUGGGAGCUCCACGUGUACGGAGCCGGGGCCUUCUUCCUGCUGCUGGCCUUCCUGGCCCUGGCAGGCCUGGUGGCCGCCGCGGUCACGCCGCACGUGCCCGGGCGAGCCCACGCGCUGGUCGCGGCCGCUCUCGUGCUGGCCGCCUCCUCGCUGCGCGCCAUCUACUUACUGGCCGACCCCUACGGCUCUCGGGGCCGCUUGGCGGCGCGCACGGGGCUGGUCCUCUACAAUCUGCCCUUCCCUCUGCUCGUGACGGCCCUCGGGGCGCUGGCGCUCCUGGGCCUCGGGCAGCUGCUCCCGCCCAGGCUGCGGAGCCUGCGUCUGUUGGGCGCGCUGGGCGCGGUGCACUGGACGCUGCUUCUGGGAGCCGACCUCCUCUCGCCCUGGCUUCGCCCUCCUCUCAACCUGCUGGUGCAGGGCCUGUCGUGCGCCUGGGGCGCCGCGGUGGCGCUGGGCACGCUGCUCCUGUGUCGCCGCUGGCUUCUCGGGGCGGUGGAGGUCGGCCCCGAGGGCCACGGGAGGAGCCGAGCCCCGGGUCCCGGUCCCAGGGUCCUGGCUGUGGGCGGGGCUCUCGGGUUGCUGGCCAGCGGUUUGCAACUGGCGGCCGCGGUGUGGCUGUACCCGCUGGCGGGGACCCCCAGCCGAUUCUCCUGGCCCUGGUGGGGCGUACAGUUCUGGCUCCGCCUGGUGGAACUCGCCUGGGCUGCCGCCCUAGCCUUGGUGGCCGGAGUCGCUUCGUGCCGCUGGGGACCGAGGCCCACCGAACACACGUGCUGGGGCAAGCUGCUGCACUACGCGUGCCCCCCACCGGGGAAAAACGAGGUGCCCGAGUACCCCAACAACUGCUACGACUGGACGGGCACAGCCGGGGUCGAGCGCGGCGGCACAGACAUCAGCAAGAGCCUCAUUCGCAACCCCGCGGAGAGCGGGGGCUGCCGCCCCACCAAGGACAGCAACGAGCUGCGAGCCGGUCAGGUCUUUCCCAGUCCCGCCGGCUCGGCGGCCUCCCUGGCUCGGGCCGGCCGGAGCCCCAAGUACCCCAACAACGUGGGCCCGGGUCGCUCUCGCAGCAGCGUGUGCCUGGAUAAAACCGCGGGCUUGUCGCUGAGCGAGCUGGACUUGCGCCCGCCGUCGCCCAUCAACCUGAGCCGGAGCAUCGACGAGGCGCUGUUUCGGGAACACUUGGUCCGCGACAGCGUGUUCUUGCGCUCCAGCCUGCAGUACCCAGCUGGCCCGGGCCGUCGGGACUCCGCCGCCUCCCUGCAGGCUCUCCCCCAGCCCGGGGUCCCCGUCCUGCGGCAAAGGCGCAGCAGCAACCCCGACUGUUCGGGCCUGACCCCUCAGGACCGCUGCUGUUCCUUGACUGACGUGCGGAUCGUCCCCAAGCCUGCUCCCGAGCCUGAAACGGGGGCAGCGUCCGGGAGCUCGCUGGAUAGCUUUUCCAAGGGCUCCCUCAAGAUCAGCUGGAACCCGUGGCGCCAUGGACUGUCAUCGGUGGAGAGCCUUCCCCUGGACGAGCUGCCCAGCACGGUGCAGCUGCUGCCCUCCCAGGCCGAGCCAGAGCCUGCGUCCGCCCCGGAAGAGCUCGGGGAUUCAGAGCGCGAGGCCCGAAGGAGCUUCCUGGCCCUGAGUAAGCAGGUGGACUCCCGAAGCGCCUCCAGCGAAACCAUAGAGCUGUGAUCAGGCCGGGAAACUGGCGACUAGAGAGAAAAGGGGAGGCGCUUCCCUUCCCUCUCUCUGUCCCCCAGAGCAGCCCAGGGAGAGAGGGGCGCUUCAUCCUCAAAGCCAGGAUUAUUUUUUUACCUAUUUUUUGGAACUCUGAUUUUGCCCAGGGAUAUGGCCUUCACAGAGUGGAGGUAAAAUGGGGAAAGAACUCUAGGGAAAGGGCCUUCUGCUGCCCCUCAGCGCGGAGCCAAGGAAGGAAGGAUUCCAGGAGCUAUAAUGGGGGACACGUUCUGCAAGAAGUCCCCUCGAGAGCCACGUCUAAAACUUCCUGCUUUGUGCCAAAAAAAAAAAAAAAAAGACAAAAUAAACUUUUAAACCAA